AUGACAUCAACCCUGGCGACACGGCAAGGCCUUUUGACGCGCUCAGGAAACCGUCUGUCGGCAAUCAUACAGGAAGAGUCCGAAACCAUCAAUGCCCAAAACUGCAAUUGUCACCGAAGCAAAGAAGAAGAGAAGUUCAGCGAAGCAGUGGACAGAUUGGACAACAAGACGCAGUCACUCCCAGAGAUUAUUGAAAGGAUUGAAACAAAUACUACAGCAGCACAAACUCUUCUGGACCACGCGAAGAGAGCGCUGACAAGGCUAAUCCGACUUCAAGAGGAGCUUGAAUUCGACCAGGAACAACGCUCGCUUAACAGGUGUGAAGUUCCGGAAAUGAAACUCGCACCAAUCCCAAUUCCAAAAUUCAGCGGAAAACUCUGGGAAUGGGAGACCUUCUGGAAAUCUUUCGACCACACUGUGAAUUCCAGAAACAGUGACAACCUCUUCAAGUUCAACUACCUUCUUGACGCCCUCGAAGGAGGCGCAGAAGAAUCUGUGAAGCAUUUCGAGGUCUCGGGAAGCACCUACCAAUUGGUGAUUGAGCAGCUGAAGGAGAAAUAUGGCGACAAACAGGCCUUGAUUGAUCAAUUUUUGAAGAAUCUCCACGGAGCACGCGCAAGAACCGACAGUCUGAAAGACCAGGAACCACUUUGCGAGCAACUUCACUCUAUAACUUCGCAACUGACACUCAAAGGGGAACACGUCGACAAUGUUUUCCUGCAAAUGGGGCUGCUUGCGAAGUUCUCGGUGGACGUUCAGGGGCAUAUCUUGCGGCAGAGAACGCAGUUGAAGAACGAGGGAAAUUGGAGUACGGCAGCUUUGCUCUCAGCAGCAAAGCAGCAUAUCAAGACCGAGCUUAAGAUCAACCGCCAAGUUGAACAUAGCCUAGAAAGUGGAAAAAUGGAGAAAACAAAUGCUGGAAAGAAGGAAUAUUUCAGCAAAACAGAAGUAGUCCCACGUGUAGCACUUUGUUUCUACUGCCAUAAAAAAUCUGCAUACAAGCCGGACACCACACGUCCAUUUGCAAAGAACUCUUCAGCUCUCAGAAAGCCCGCAAAGCCUCCACUCCAAGAAGUACCACAGAAGCAGGGAACGAAGCCUCAACUACCCAAGGCCAAGACUUCGAAAAUAAAUACGGUCACUUCGAAUGACGGUAGCAAAGGGAAAAGGAAAGCUUCAGACGCAGUUUUUCGCGUCAGCAACACAACGAAGGUUCUCAUUCUGGCGGGACAAGCCAGAGUACUUAAUCCGACAACAAAAGCGUUAGAACCAGUCUACGUGAUUCUCGAUACAGGAGCCGACCGAUCGUUCAUCAGUAGCAGUUUGGCUGAGCGCCUCCAGCUGAAAGACUUAGAUUCCAGUCGUCUAAGCAUCGGAACCUUCGGCGCUCAGAAGCCUUUCGAAAGGACUUGCGGCAUCACGGUUCUCCACAUGUGGGAUGCUGAGAGAGUUCCACAUACGUUCACAGUUACAAAAAUCGAUACCACUACAAAACCUUUAACAAGAAGCAGACUGAGUCAAGAGGACAAGCAGUUCCUGUUCGAAAACGAUAUUCAUCUCUCCAUCAACCAUACUGUCGAGAAGAUCCAGCCAGAUAUCCUUCUUGGUUGCGCCGAUCUUUUCUCACUCCUCAAGGAUGGACUAGGAGCUCAAACAACAUUCCCAUUGAAAGCAAUCCCUUCGAGACUGGGAUAUCUCAUAUCUGGACGAAGCGGCGAAGAGUUAGUCAACUCGGAGAGUUCGACUUGGGAACAGUUCUGUCAAUUUGAGAAGUCCGGAGUUAAGGAAUUUUCGGGUCCAAUAACGGAGGAACUGAAGCAGACAAACGCAGAAGCCUGGAAGGCUUUUGAAGAAACUAUCGAAAAGAAAGAAGAUGGAUACUAUGUGCGCCUUCCAUGGAAGAAGGAAGCAAGCGGAAUUCCGGACAAUAAAUCGAUUGCAUAUCGUCGUCUGCAAGCAAAUCUUUUUAAGUUUAGGAACGAUCCCAAUCUACUGCAGCAGUACGACGACACGAUCAAGAGUCAACUCGAGCUGGGUAUCAUCGAAGAAAUUGCUGAGGAUUUAAUAGUCGAGGAAGGAGAAGUUGUGCAUUACCUAGCACAUUAA
Molecule: messenger RNA, 2106 nt
Organism: Necator americanus (New World hookworm)
Lineage: Eukaryota; Metazoa; Nematoda; Chromadorea; Rhabditida; Ancylostomatidae
Exons: 4
Coding region: 1-2106 (701 amino acids)
Biological process (GO): proteolysis
Molecular function (GO): aspartic-type endopeptidase activity
Source: RefSeq, a predicted model, not a curated record